Molecule: messenger RNA, 2626 nt
Organism: Anopheles moucheti
Lineage: Eukaryota; Metazoa; Arthropoda; Insecta; Diptera; Culicidae
Gene: Ras64B
Product: ras-like protein 2
Exons: 3
Coding region: 226-831 (201 amino acids)
Biological process (GO): signal transduction
Cellular component (GO): plasma membrane
Molecular function (GO): GTPase activity; GDP binding; GTP binding
Source: RefSeq, a predicted model, not a curated record
AGUGGCACUGUAUUUUGUUUCCGUUUUGUUGUUAGUAAACGCACCGUCGGUUAUUGGUUUUAUUUCGAUUGUUUUACCCAGUGCACCUGUGUAUUCCCCAUCCCACAACCCGUGUUUCGUGCUUGUACGCACCAAGUGUGCAUGUAAACCAGUGUCGAGCUGCAUUCGCGAUCACGCCCCGCACAAUUUCCAUUCCACCACCCAAUCGGGUAGGGCUGUUCCAGAAUGUCCCGUUACAACCAAACGCAUGCAGGCUACGCACAGACCUUCAAGCUGGUCGUUGUGGGUGGAGGCGGUGUUGGCAAAUCCGCUAUCACCAUCCAAUUCAUUCAGAGCUACUUUGUGACUGACUAUGACCCUACGAUCGAGGAUUCCUAUACCAAACAAUGCGUCAUCGACGAUGUACCUGCAAAGCUCGAUAUUCUCGAUACGGCCGGCCAGGAAGAGUUCAGUGCGAUGCGCGAACAGUACAUGCGUUCCGGGGAAGGAUUCCUGUUGGUGUUUGCCGUAACCGAUCACGCCAGCUUUGACGAGAUAUACAAAUUCCACAAGCAAAUACUACGGGUGAAAGAUCGUGACGAGUUUCCAAUGCUGAUGGUGGGCAACAAAUCGGAUCUCGAUCACCAGCGUGUGGUAUCGCUGGAGGAGGCACAACAAUUAAGCCGGCAGCUAAAAAUCCCGUACAUCGAGUGUAGCGCGAAGCUGCGCAUUAACGUCGAUCAAGCGUUUCACGAGCUCGUGCGUGUUGUGCGAAAGUUUCAACUGUCUGAGCGGCCGUUGGUGGACGAAAAGGGCAAGCGAAAGAACAGGAAAAAGUGCUGCCUGCUGUAAUGUAGCGUGAAUGCCUGUUCCAUCUGUUUUUACUACCACCACCAUUUCCUCAUCACUGUACUAGCAGACUCACCCUAGGCUCCUGGCCAAGAAUCGUAAUCAAUGCAAUUAAUGCAUUUUCCGUAGUCAAUUCUUUUCAAUAAUGUGUGCGUACGAGAACUACGUGCGGAUCAAACAAACUCGUGCAAAAAUGCUAAACACUCGAAAAAACAGAACCCUCUCAUUAACCCAUGUUUUUAGCGUGUAAGCUACUAAAUCGUUAAAGUGCAUGGUCACGGAUAGGGAUGUUUUAAGUGCCAAAGUGCCCCACUUCCUGCUGUAAGCAGGAGCGUAAUAUAUUCAUUGUUUGUUGCGGAUGGCAUAUGGUGAAGUUAAGCGAACUACACACUUAAGCCGUGUAUUAACUGCCACCCUAACGUCUGGUAUUUGUUGGGUAUGCAUCUGCAUUCAAUUUUUAUUAAAAGCCUUAUUUUUUUCUUGCGUGUCUCAAAGCACCGUAAUUUUAUAAUAUUAACUAUUGGAACGAUCGCAACGAAAGCAAAACCAGUCGCCAUUGGACGUUGUGCCAUAACAGAGCAAUAAUCUGAAGUUUAAAUUAUUUAACGUAACGUACAACGUUUUGCACAAAUUUACACAAUGCAGCACAAGAGAUAUAUUUGCAACUUCGCAUGAUUUCAAUAUAUAUUACACCGUUGAUAAGGUUGUAAUGUAAAUUUAAUCCAAUUAUAAAACAAACACAGAUUUCUUAUUUUCUUUCUUUUUUGUUGAUCUGUUUUGAACGAAGGAUGUUUGUUCAAUUAAUUGUUUUAGGGAAAAAAGAAAUCGUAGCGCGAAUAAUUUGAACGAUUAGUAAUACUAGUGUUUUCAUGUUUUAAUAAGCAGCGUGUGAGUGUUUUUUACAGCACUAACUCCAAUGCAAAUGGAAAAGAGAAAGAGAGUCAAAAUAAACACAACAGAUAUCAAUGGCAAACACGCAUAUAUCAUCUACGAAUUUGAAGGCGUAAAUGCGUCACCUAUAUUUAAACGUAUCGAAAGACUUAUUCGUAGCUAACUAAGUGUUGAACAUUUUGCGACGGAAACGUGGUCGUGGACGAGCUUCAUAUCUAGGCAGUUAGAACAUAUACGACGGUUGAAACAUGUUUUAGUGUAGAAUAGUAUGCGUAACCAAGCGUUAAACGGAACAGAAGAAAAGGGGACGUUAGAUUCCGCACUGCAGCAAAGCGUUCUGCCCGAUCGGUACUGCUGAUACGCUCCCUGCUGUCUGUAGCAGGAAUCGCAGUUGUAACAACUGGUAGGUGAAUAAUGAUAACAAUCGUGUAACAUUCGCGUAACUACAGCCAACAGAAACAAGUGUCUAAUUAACCAAAAUAAUAACGAAAACGUUAAUGAUUAGCUUUAUGUGUGCUUCGACAAAUGUUGCGACAAAUGAAACCUUCGGUGUACCGAGAGAGCAAGGGGCGAGAAGAUGGAGCAAAACAGUACGUUCAUAUUUUAUCCACAGUGCGGUCGCACGGGUAUAGCUUUGCAUCGUAAUGUGUUUACACAUUAAUUUAAUCUCUUAUUUAGCUAGGAGAGAGAGAGAAAAAAACAGAACAAAUCAAAUCGGUUCGGUGCUAUAUUUCCUUCCGCUAAACACCACUUUUCCUUUAUAAAAGAAUUUCUACGUAACCAGUGAUCAUAAUACGAACUUUAUGUUUUACUUUGUAACGUUUCGGCUUUUUUGUUUUAGUGUAUCAUUUGUCGAACUCUUUGUUAAUCAAAUAUAUUUACCGGAUUUUAAUCUACUAAUGUUAUA